This is a messenger RNA of Trichechus manatus latirostris (Florida manatee), 1302 nucleotides long. RefSeq names its product T-box transcription factor T (gene TBXT). The record is from RefSeq and is a predicted model, not a curated record. The transcript has 8 exons. NCBI's taxonomy places the organism in Eukaryota, Metazoa, Chordata, Mammalia, Sirenia, Trichechidae. Gene Ontology annotation, biological process: regulation of transcription by RNA polymerase II; cell fate specification; mesoderm formation. Gene Ontology annotation, cellular component: nucleus. Bases 1 to 1302 code for a protein of 433 amino acids. Gene Ontology annotation, molecular function: RNA polymerase II cis-regulatory region sequence-specific DNA binding; DNA-binding transcription factor activity, RNA polymerase II-specific.
AUGGGCUCCCCCGGCGCCGAGAGCUCGGGGAAGAGCCUGCAGUACCGAGUGGACCACCUGCUGAGCGCCGUGGAGAGCGAGCUGCAGGCGGGCAGCGAGAAGGGCGACCCCACCGAGCGCGAGCUGCGUGUGGGCCUGGAGGAGAGUGACCUGUGGCUGCGCUUCAAGGAACUCACCAACGAGAUGAUCGUCACCAAGAACGGCAGGAGGAUGUUCCCCGUGUUGAAGGUGAACGUGUCCGGCCUGGACCCCAACGCCAUGUACUCCUUCCUCCUGGACUUCGUGGCGGCGGACAACCACCGCUGGAAGUACGUGAACGGCGAAUGGGUGCCGGGGGGCAAGCCUGAGCCGCAGGCGCCCAGCUGCGUCUACAUCCACCCCGACUCCCCCAACUUCGGGGCGCACUGGAUGAAGGCGCCGGUGUCCUUCAGCAAAGUCAAACUCACCAACAAGCUGAACGGCGGCGGCCAGAUCAUGCUCAACUCCUUGCAUAAGUACGAGCCUCGGAUUCACAUCGUGAGAGUUGGGGGUCCCCAGCGCAUGAUCACCAGCCAUUGCUUUCCUGAGACCCAGUUCAUAGCUGUGACGGCCUAUCAGAAUGAGGAGAUCACAGCUCUUAAAAUUAAAUACAAUCCAUUUGCAAAAGCUUUCCUUGAUGCAAAGGAAAGAAGCGAUCACAAAGAUGUGCUGGAAGAACCCGGAGACAGCCAGCAGCCUGGGUAUUCUCAAUGGGGGUGGCUUCUCCCCGGAACCAGCACCCUCUGUCCACCCGCCAGCCCCCACCCCCAGUUUGGAGGUCCUCUCUCACUCCCCUCCACCCACGGCUGUGAACGGUACCCCGCCCUGAGGAGCCACCGCGCGACCCCCUACCCCAGCCCGUACACGCACCGCAACAAUUCGCCAACGUACUCUGACAACUCAUCUGCGUGCUUGUCGAUGCUGCAGACCCACGACAACUGGUCCAGCCUCGGGAUGCCUGCCCAUACCAGCAUGCUCCCCAUGGGCCACAACUCCAGUCCCUCCACUGCUUCUAGCCAGUACCCCAACCUGUGGUCUGUGAGCAACGGCGCCAUCACUCCGGGCUCCCAGACGCCAGCAGUGGCCAAUGGGUUGGGGACCCAGUUCUUCCGGGGCUCCCCCGCACACUACACGCCCCUCACCCACACCGCCUCGGCGUCCUCAGGGUCCCCGCUUUACGAAGGGGGGGCCACAGCCACAGACAUUCCUGACAGCCAGUACGAUGCUGCGGCCCAAGCUCGCCUGGUGGCCUCCUGGACGCCAGUGUCCCCACCCUCCAUGUGA